Messenger RNA from Coccidioides immitis RS, 1523 nucleotides. RefSeq lists its product as uncharacterized. NCBI's taxonomy places the organism in Eukaryota, Fungi, Ascomycota, Eurotiomycetes, Onygenales, Onygenaceae. The transcript is spliced from 3 exons. The record is from RefSeq and is a predicted model, not a curated record. The coding region runs from base 1 to 360 and encodes 119 amino acids.
AUGGCGAUGACGGGGUUGUACAGUACCUCGUUAUACUCCAGGGAUGGACAGCACGAGGAGGUACCGGUACUUCCAAGACGCGCGAUUGAUGGGGCCACACCGCAUGCGGGCUUUCGCCCUCGCUCGCCACGGCCGGAAAAGCCAGACCGCGGCGAUCUCUCUGGUUGGCUCAGUGGCUCGGUGUCGUGUGUUCGAGGCCGAAGAUCACCCGAGAUCUCCAUCACACUCCCAUCAUAUCCUCCCGCCAAUCCACCAUCAUGCCUUAGGACAUCGAGACCGCAUCUCAAGCGCAAGAUUUCGAGAAUACAGAUUCUGCCGAGAGUCAGGCCGGGGGCGUUUACCGGCAAGCCCGGUAACUAAGGAAAAUAAAGAACUAGUACGGAAUCUAGUUAGCCUCUGUUUGCCUUGGUCCGGUCUGUUCAAGUCCGAGAGAAUCCCAGUUGAUAUGUCAUUUUACUCGUACGCUCGAAUACGAAGCUUUGAGGAUUUGAGGGCACUCCGCACAAAAGAAACAAGACGCCCAUCAAGCCCCAGGUGGAUAAUAUGAAUGCAUGGGUUAUCCAAAGACGGUGCUUUUGUCCCGUAACAGGAUGUUUCUCCGGAUUACUAAAAAGCGGAAACCUGAUUUGCCCCUCUACCAACAGCCUCGACCUUUUUAAUUAUUUUCUUUUUUUUUUUUUUGAAUUUUCUUUUUUGUCGGGGAACUCUGCAGUCUCCCGGUGAUAUUGGUCGACCUUCAAACUUUGCUCAUGGAUCCACACAAACCGGCUUGACACAGGAGCCCCCAGCCAGAAACUCAGUAUCCCGCAACUUGUCGUUAUUGCACCUAGAAGAGCUGUUCUUGAUACAGAGUACAUGUAUCUCUGGAUGUCAGGAUACACCGCAUCGAGACUGCGGAGAAGAGACGGAUCCUCUCUUGGUGGGGAAGUGCAAAGUUGACCACGAGCAGCGCUUUUGUGCGCUCUGGCGGAGUGUGCUGCGCAGGGCCUGGAUGCCGUCUGAGUGGAUAAUCUGAUCCGGUUGGCCACAGCUCGAUUAAUCCGCAUGCACUAAUGGCUGCCCUAGCAGGGAUAUGAGGGGCCUUAAUAUGAAGCAGCUAUGGGCGGUGAAUGUAGCAUUUCUGCCUUCCCUGCAUCUCUUAUGUACGAGGAUGGGAAUAAUUUCUGAGCCUCCGUGCUCCGUUUGCACGGUCGAGAGUUCAACGUCCCCCACAGCGAAAUGAAUUGAACGAAUCUGAAGAACGAGGAUAUUGGUGCCUGCUUUCCACGCUGGUUGCUCCGUCAACCCGGACCCUCCGUCAUCGAUGCGUCUUUUGCCUUCGCGUCUCCGAAAAGAUUUGACAUUUCAAUGGUAAGUGGCAGGCUCAAGCUUUACCCAGCUGCCUGGUCGGAGAAGAACUUCCACACGGCCGUCGCCCACUGUUCCGUGAGGUUUAUCUCAAAUAGCAUUUCUUGUUUCUUUCGUGGGAGAAUCUUAUUUGAUGAGCCCGAGGAAUGAACGUGUUUGCCCGCGUUGGUUCAGCC